AUGUCGGAAGAAGAAAUAAAUAAAAAGACUGCUGAAUUAUCCCUAGAAGAUAAGAAGGAAGAACAGGAGGACAAGGCAAAGCAGGAAGAGAAACCAGUCGAAGCAGAAGUGGCCAAACCUGAAGAGGAGAAGAAGGAUGUUACAGUGUUGGAAAAUAAAGAAGAAUUCACAGUUAAACAUCCUCUUAAUUCCAAGUGGACCUUGUGGUACACGAAGCCUGCAGUCGAUAAGAAUGAGAGCUGGGCUGAUUUGUUAAAGCCUAUUGUGUCAUUUGAUACUGUCGAAGAAUUCUGGGGAAUAUACCAUGCUGUUCCUAAAGCUGUUGAUCUACCUCUAAAAUCAGACUACCAUCUGUUCCGUAAUGAUAUUAAACCAGAAUGGGAGGAUACAGCAAAUGCCGAAGGUGGUAAAUGGUCGCACCAGUUUAGAUCUAAAAAUAUUGAUAUUCAUGAGAUUUGGACAAGAGCUUUAUUGAGUGUGAUUGGAGAGACUAUCGAGGAUGAUGAUCAAACUGAGGUGAAUGGUGUUGUUCUUAAUGUUAGAAGAAAUGGAUUUAAGAUUGGUUUGUGGACUAAAUCUUGUGAUAUUGAGAAAUUGAAACCUAUCGGAACAAGGUUUAAGAAAGUGCUUAAGUUGUCUGACCGUGACACUAUUGAGUUCAUGAAGCACAAUAACUACGGAGAUAGGAAUGCAGCUCCUUUGAUUACUAUGUAA
Brettanomyces bruxellensis is the source of this 714-nucleotide messenger RNA. RefSeq names its product eukaryotic translation initiation factor 4E (gene TIF45). Gene Ontology annotation, cellular component: cytoplasm; eukaryotic translation initiation factor 4F complex. NCBI's taxonomy places the organism in Eukaryota, Fungi, Ascomycota, Pichiomycetes, Pichiales, Pichiaceae. The coding region runs from base 1 to 714 and encodes 237 amino acids. Gene Ontology annotation, biological process: translational initiation. The transcript has a single exon. The record is from RefSeq and is a predicted model, not a curated record. Gene Ontology annotation, molecular function: translation initiation factor activity; RNA 7-methylguanosine cap binding.